AUGAGAGAAGCCGCAGACCAAGCAGGAGAGGAGCGAGAGGUGGACGAGGCCAAAGGGGUGGACGAGGAGGACAGCCAGCAGGUCCUCCUACUGGCGGCAGAGGCCAAAGAGGUGCUGGACGUGGUCGCAGAGGAAGGAGAGGGAGCCGAGGGAGAGACGCAGAAGAGGAAAGGAUUCAAGUACUCCGAAAUGAGCGAAGAGUGCAAACAGAGCAUGGAGCACUGGGUCAAGGUAACCGACGAGUUAUUCCCAGCUGCUGUGUUUGGCGCAUAA
Messenger RNA from Knipowitschia caucasica, 273 nucleotides. Lineage: Eukaryota; Metazoa; Chordata; Actinopteri; Gobiiformes; Gobiidae. The record is from the annotation of a GenBank genome assembly.